AUGUCGUUUUCAGUGAGUACAACGGAGUUUGUUCCGUAUGAUGGCACCUGUCAUCAUGGUAUGGAUAUUACAACCCCCUCUUCUUCUGUUCCUGCUGCUGCUGCUGUAGCUGCUGCAACUAAUACGAUCACUGGUGUUGGUGCUGCUGCAUCGCCGGUGAUGAGUGGUAGCAAAUCGCGCGUCUGUGUGGCAUUCUACGAAGCCGCAGAGUGCCCAUACAAUAACCAUUGCGAGCACGCCCACCACUAUGCUGAAUUGGACAGUCGCACACAAGAGAAAUUGCUCUCCGCCGUACCGAUAGAGAGUAUUCCAAAACAUUUUGUGACACCUCUGUGCAAUGCAGACCACACACCGGCGGUGCUCCGCGCUGCGUUCAUGACAAACAUGACACGUACAGGCACAACAACAACGACAACGACGACAACAACAACAACGCGUGGGGAGAAGGGAAAAUUACUCGCCCAACGCCGUGGUAAGCGAGGUAUUCGCCCACACGACUUGAGUGGGAGUAACGUGUUUGAGCACUCCUUCUCCAGUCUCGCAUCCAGCACUGACAGUUUCUUUCUUGGCAGUGUGCAUGAAUCGAAGGACGUCUCUCCACACAAAGGUACACGACGAGACGACGGCGUUGAGGCUUUUCGCAUUCGACUACCCGUCCGCUGCCGCUAUCCACACCGUAGCAUACCCGAUACGUACUACGAUGUGCUCGGUGUGCCACGUAAUGCCUCACAUGAGGAGAUCAUCGCGAGUUACCGCCGCUGGCAGAAGGAGUACAAGCAGCUGAGGCAGGUGGACCAGUGGAAUGCGGAUGCACGCGAUAACCUCGUAGUGGAGGCACGCAACGUCAUUGGACAUCCGGUGUUGCGCAGCGAGUAUGAUCGCACAUUGCCCCCGCUUUGGAGUAACAUGAACGACAGCAAAAUUAACAAAAGUAGCAGCAACAGGAAUCUUUCUCGUAUAGGGGCUUCUUUUGCUGCCACCACAUCGUCAACAAACUCUUCCUGCUCUGCCAACAUCGAUAUCGCUAGUCCUCAUGCCGCCACGCUGCAAAUGGCGAAGAGUGGCUCAAAUACUGACUUGUUGUCACUCACAGCGACUGGAGUGGGGGACGAUAGCAUCUGGUAA
This is a messenger RNA of Trypanosoma theileri, 1125 nucleotides long. RefSeq names its product protein G2. The transcript has a single exon. Bases 1 to 1125 code for a protein of 374 amino acids. Gene Ontology annotation, molecular function: metal ion binding. NCBI's taxonomy places the organism in Eukaryota, Euglenozoa, Kinetoplastea, Trypanosomatida, Trypanosomatidae. The record is from RefSeq and is a predicted model, not a curated record.